Messenger RNA from Toxorhynchites rutilus septentrionalis, 1566 nucleotides. RefSeq lists its product as uncharacterized. The coding region runs from base 64 to 1566 and encodes 500 amino acids. Lineage: Eukaryota; Metazoa; Arthropoda; Insecta; Diptera; Culicidae. The record is from RefSeq and is a predicted model, not a curated record. The transcript has 3 exons.
CAGCGACGCUUGUAGUUGCUCAGAUUUCAGAUCAGCAACAUAUUUCAUAAGCAAUAAAGUAAUAUGGCGUUUGCUAAAACAUACGUGCUAUCGCAGUUCAGCGCCAAAUUUGUAUAUGCUUUAUAUCUCGGUGUUCUAUUGUUAAGCAUCGUCGAUUCUAAAGUGUUCCCAAAUGAGAGGACGUUCGAAAUGCUUCCGCUCAAAAGAUGCCUCAAUACGACAAAUACUCAUAGUUCAUGGUGUGGACAAUAUACUACGUCAAAAUUACUACCACAAAUAUCUAAAAAUACUGAGGAUACGAUCAAAAUGUUUAAUCUUGAUUUGAAGCUUGGAAUUAAUAAGGGUAAAUACGAGAUUACAAAUAGUAAGAAUGCAGGUGUAGCUCAUUACAAUAGUGCGCUUUUAAAUAAUGUAAGUUUACCGACAAAAAAUAGAUUUUUUCAUAAACUGCAAGCGGUUGCCAGUUUUCCGCAGAAUCACAAACACAAACAAUAUUUCCCACGAAUUAUACCAAAUGUUAAUUUAAAAGCAUCAAACUAUUUGGAAGAUAAAUAUUCAGAUGAAUAUAAUAAAAUGUUUCACAUACAACAGAAGUCUAAAAGUCCUAAAUUUGCACACGUGCAAAACACGUAUUUUCCCAAAUACAGGUAUGAUGCAUUAAUGAUAGAUUUAGGUAUAUCAGGAUAUAAACAUUUCGAAAAUGCAGUAAUACGUGAUCUCGAGAAACGAGAAGAACAAAAAGUCGAGGCCACUAUACAUACAUUAUUCGAUAAUACUAAACAUACCUCUGAUAAAAUACAGCCACCGAUUCGAAAACCGCAGAAAAAUAUAACUGCAAUAGCCAUUAUGACAAAUAAUAAAACUGAUAAUACAUACAGCUCUACAAAGCAAGAGUCUAUCAUUAAAUCAAGUAGAUCCAUAACACCUGAAUUAUUUGUUAUAAAUCCCUCUAUGUCAGUAACUAAUACAAAUACUGAUGGAAAUUGUAUUUCAUUUUGUCAAGGUAGGAAAUCAUUACGAAAAUAUUUAUACCAAACACCACAAAAUAUUUCAGAUGAAAAUAUAAUUAUAAAUCAGACAUAUUUUGCGGUAUACAACAAUAAUAAUCAUACUAAGUUAAAAGACCAUAUUUCUAACGAAGCAACAGCAGACCCAUUGAGGGUCCUUCGAAGGCAGAAUCUAGUUGAAUCGGUAGCUACUAUAAAUAUUCCUGACAAGAAAACGCAUGGGUGUCAACAGAGCAAUGUCACUUGUCAUCGAUCAAGCAAAGAACAGAAAAAAUCUCGUUCUAAAUUGAAUUUGCAAAAUAUUUCAAAGAAUAUUAGAAUUGAAGAUCCAUUGUAUGAAAACAAAAAACAUACAAACUAUAUUUCAACUGCCACUGACUUGCAUGUUCUUGAAGAAGAAAAAGAAAAAUCUUUGCCUAAUAUCAAUCGUAAAUCGACAAUGUCGAAAUCUUCAUAUCGGAUAGCACUACAAGAAAACCAUAAAAAAACAUCACCCAGUGUUAAUCGUGGAUCUUUCAAGUUCAUUGAUCAUCUGAGAAACGAACAACUUCAUGUAUAG